Molecule: messenger RNA, 826 nt
Organism: Ceratosolen solmsi marchali
Lineage: Eukaryota; Metazoa; Arthropoda; Insecta; Hymenoptera; Agaonidae
Exons: 5
Coding region: 33-818 (261 amino acids)
Source: RefSeq, a predicted model, not a curated record
UACAAAUUGUAUUAGCUGAAAUAAAAGAUGCAAUGACAAAUAUAAAAAAAUUAAAAUCUCAACAAAAAUUAAUAAAAAAAGAAAUUUCUACAAUGAAUAGAUCGAUUCCACGUAUAAAAGACACAGAAAUUAAUGAAUUAGAGUUGAUUCUAUCUCAUCACGAUAAAGAUUUAUAUACUCGAUGGAUAAAAUCUAAAUGGAAAUUCGAAGCAAUUGAAGAACUGAUGUUUAAUAUUCAGAAAAAACAACUAGCAAUGGACACAUUAAAUACAUUAAUAAGUCGAUAUUUGGAUAAGAUAAAGAAAAAUGACGUAUUAACGAACGAUUUACCAGAGGAAAAUUCAAUUAACAAAAACAAAUCCGAUUCACUUUUAUCUUCAAUAUCAUCUAGUCCAUCAAAAAUUCCACCACCACCUCCAAUUUUGCCCAUUCCUCUAACAGUGACUACUUUAAAUAGAAAUAAUUCUAAACAUUCUUGGGUUCAACGUAGAUUUAGAGCUGAACGAAGGGGAAAUUUUGGGUCGGUUCGACCAAUAACAGAAUACCAGGAAACCGAACCAUAUGUAUUCUCAUUAAAUUUAAACAAUACAAGAAAUAAUACAAGUUCUAAUACUAGUAUCUUAAAAUCUCAAUCAUCACGACUUUCAACUAGCUCUAGUAAUCAUAUUCUUAAUUCAAGCUCUAAUAAUCAAAUCGGUACUUCCGAGAAUAGUACAAGACAAUUUAAGAAUGACUUGGAAUUGAAACCGGAAAUACAAUCAGUCUUUCAAGCACUUUUAGGUCAAAGGACUAUUCCAUUAAUGAUUACAAAUGGUUAGUUUAUAAA